This is a messenger RNA of Marchantia polymorpha subsp. ruderalis, 2220 nucleotides long. NCBI's taxonomy places the organism in Eukaryota, Viridiplantae, Streptophyta, Marchantiopsida, Marchantiales, Marchantiaceae. The record is from the annotation of a GenBank genome assembly.
GAAGAUGUACGAGGGCUAGGUCUGUCAGUCAGCGCAAAGGACGACGUAGAAAGUAGUGCAGGAAAAAACUUUUGAAGCUUGGAAAUUCAUGAAUGACGAAGAAAGCCUGAGCUGUCGAUCGCAUCGAUUGCCGCUCGAUUCGUUUAUGCGAUGAGUGUCAGCUGAAUUUUGAACCAGAAUGAGUCGAAUCCCUCUUUUCCUCCAAGGUGGUGGAUUCAUCGAGUGUGAUCUUCUGCGGAGGACCUGGCUGGAUUGAGCUCAUUGCGGUUCUGGACUGCUGUCGAGAUGGGGAAGCUGAUGGUCUGGGUAGGAGUGGCCGUAGCAGUUACAGUUCGAUUUGUUUUUGCUGCGAUGGGGGCACAAGAGCGACUCGGACGUCGAGUGGAAAUUGUGACGCCUGUCACCAGCCUUAAGCGCUUGGCUGAAGGGCAGUGGUUCAAGCAGCUGGGUUUGUCGCCGUAUGCAGGUUCAGCUUAUCAUGGCUCACCCCUUCUCCUGGCACUACUAGGACCAAUGACAACCGUAGGAACAGGUGGACAGACUUCUUCGAGGUUUCAUAGCAGUCUCAUUGUCUUUGUGAUUGCAGACCUUUUAGGCGCUUUGCUUUUACUCAAGAUGGGUAAUCUGGUCGAAUCGGCCAACGUGUACUAUCUGGGCAAACUUCUGCCAGACUCAAAGAAGUCUAAGCCGUCCGUCAAGACGCAAGUGAACGAUAUAAGAGGUCAUGGUAAGUUAGGAUUGGGUGAAGUGGCUGCUCUUCUGUACCUGGUGAAUCCUUUCACAGUUGCCGUUUGUGUUGGUGGGACCACCUCUCCAGUUGAAAAUGUCCUGGUGCUCUUAGCUCUUUAUGGAGCCCUGAAAGGUAACUCGCCACUAGCAGCUUUCGGGUGGGCAAUGUCAACUCACUUGUCCAUGUACCCUGCUGUUCUUCUGAUCCCUAUAAGUAUCCUGAUGGUUGCUGGUCCAGACAAGCCUCAAAGGAAGCUUUUUGACCACGUAAACAAAAUUAAGACAUCCAACCCGAAACUUAAGGAGAAGAAAAUGGUUGGAACCACUUCUACAGUCCAGUUACAAUGGGCGAGAUAUCGGGAUUUUCUGUUAUUUUCAGCACUAUGGUGGAUUGCCAUUCUUGGAUUGUCCGCUGCGGCUCUUGGUGGAUACGAACACCUAAAGGAGAUGCUUAUUGAGACUUACGGUUUUAUUCUUCAUGUUGAAGAUCUCUCGCCAAAUUUGGGACUUUUUUGGUAUUUCUUUACGGAGGUUUUUACCCACUUUCGGGAUUUCUUCAUCAUGGUUUUCCAUGCGAACAUCCUCUUUGUUUUAGUCCCGCUAACUAUACGGCUGCACCAUCGACCUCUGUUUCUGGCAUACGUCAUGGUUGCAAUAACCACAAUGCUUAAGUCAUACCCAUCGAUUGGUGAUGCUGCAAUUUCUCUGGGCCUGUUAGGUCUUUGUACACCCGAGCUGGCCGAUUUCAGGUUUUCGUUCUUUGUACUUAAUGGCUACCUUGUAGUCGCGAUCCUCAGCCCAUCGAUGUACAAUUUGUGGAUAUGGCGGGGCACCGGCAAUGCAAAUUUCUACUUUGCAAUGUCUCUAGUUUACGCAUGCGUUCAGAGCAUUUUGAUCGUCGAGAGUGUGGGUACAGUAAUUCGCUACGACCGAAAUUUGGAUAGACUGUCCAAGCUGCCGGUCCAGGUGGACAGCGGUGCGCAGCCCAAGGAGGAUUGAGUAGUUUCACUGGAAAAUCGAUCUGUGGAUAGCCCACAAAAGCGAUAGGUGUUUGUAGCAAAUAGAUGUUUGUAGGUAGCUCGGAAGUAGAUAUGCUCCAAAGAGUAGAUAAAGUCCAGUGAGAUUAACGAACAUGGAUGAUUGUCACAUUCCCAUACCCUUGCAGAAAUGUGCCUUGAAGACGAAGCGAAGUGAGGAUUAAGGAAUAGAAGUGAACACUUUUGACAUGUGCAGUGAUGAAGGAUGCAAGCUUUCGAGGGUUUCAAGAUUUUUGCACUCUGGCAAGAUUCGACUGUCUUUCUAGCCUGUGCACAAGGUGGUCUUAAAUGAAGGGUUUGAUGUUCUUCUUCUCUAAAUGCGCCGCUGUUUGUACCUCCACCGAAGUGGAAGCGUUAUUUGUUGUUGGGAUUAGGGAUAAACGCCUAUCAAACAUCUAUCCUGUAACAACCACUAAAAAUCACCAAAGUGUGACAACUUAGACUUUCAAUUUUU